This is a messenger RNA of Thrips palmi, 1158 nucleotides long. Its product is annotated as putative nuclease HARBI1. The coding region runs from base 1 to 1158 and encodes 385 amino acids. NCBI's taxonomy places the organism in Eukaryota, Metazoa, Arthropoda, Insecta, Thysanoptera, Thripidae. The record is from RefSeq and is a predicted model, not a curated record. The transcript has 8 exons.
AUGGGGCUGAGGACAGCCAGGGGCGUUGUGCACUCUCCUCCCUCAAGGGCUUCAGAUACUCCUGCGUGGGGCAUGAGGACAUGCAUUCCCUCAAUCACUCAACUUAAACACAAGAUGUAUGAACCUGAUGCAGAUGACCCGGAAGAUGAAAACCCUCUCAUGCUGAUGGACCCAUUGCACCCAGCAUAUGAGUACAAUAGGGAGUGUCAGAGGCAAAAAUACCUGCUCAUUAUCCGCAGGCGGCGAUUAAGGGAUGAGAGUGACCCGUUUGAUGUCACUUAUGCUGCCUUCAAAAAAGUUUGCAGGUUGAGCCAGGAUCUGGUUUUUAGUGUAAUUGACUUGAUCAGACCAUUUAUGAGACGGAGGUCCAGUCCUCUCGCAGCUCCACUUGAGCUGAAGGUACUAUCAGUCCUGAGCUUUUAUGCUACGGGGUCCUACCAGAGCCCAACUGGUAGGCAGUAUGAUUGCCCCAUAGCUCAGCCAACGCUCAGUGCUUACAUAGAAGAGGUUACAAAUGCCCUCAAUGAAGAUGAGAUCCUGGGCAGACUUAUUCGCUUCCCUAUCAAUGUGCAGGAGCUCAACUACAUCAUUGAAAGGAACCAAGCCUUAGGGGGGCAGAUCCCCGAUGUUGCUGGGUAUACAGAUGGCACACUAGUGAAAGUUGUGAAGCCAAGCCUGGCCAAUAACCCGCAGGCUUUUAUAGGAAGAAAGCGUGUUCCCUGUAUCAAUGUACAGAUUACAUGUGAUAGACGUUUGUAUGUAACCAACGUACUGGCAAAUUUUCCUGGAGCAACAAACGACUCAUUUAUUUUUAGCGGGUGCGGCCUCCGGCUUAGAAUGUAUAGGCUGUUCCAUGAGCGACGGUGCCAUCUUCUCGGGGACUCAGGGUAUGCUCUGGAGCCCUGGAUGAUAGUACCCUUUGAGCAACCUCAAGAGGACACUCCUGAAGGAAGAUUUAAUAAAGUACACUCCCGGGACAGAAAUGUUGUAGAGAGGUGCAUCGGCAAUAUCAAAGAGAGAUUCAGGUGCAUCCAUGAUGAGCGAGUAGCCCACUACGACUACAUAAAAGCCAGCAAAUUUGUCAACGCUGUAGUUGUACUACACAACAUAUGUGUGCUAGCCAAUCUUCCUGGCUAUAUUGAUGAAAACGAGCAGUAG